This is a messenger RNA of Cetraspora pellucida, 311 nucleotides long. The record is from the annotation of a GenBank genome assembly. Lineage: Eukaryota; Fungi; Glomeromycota; Glomeromycetes; Diversisporales; Gigasporaceae.
AUGCAACAAGAAAUUAUAUUUCUUGUUGCAAAAUAUUACCUUAGAGCAACUAUGAUUCAACAUAUCUUGAAGAAAAAGUUUUUACUUCAUUCACUGUUCUUUAAGAAUUUGCCAAAUGUUUUAUGUUUUUUAGUAAAGCAGACAAAAAAAAGUUUAUAUUAUACUUUUAUCCAAUCUUUAAUUGAAGAAGUUGAAUCACUUGCUGAUAAUGAAUCUACUUUAAAUGAAGAUCUUGAAGAUAAACUUGAUAAUAUCACUUUAUAUACUAAAUACCUUUUAGAAAAUUUGAACCAAAGUGCAAUUAAUAAGCU